Molecule: messenger RNA, 11211 nt
Organism: Sorex fumeus (smoky shrew)
Lineage: Eukaryota; Metazoa; Chordata; Mammalia; Eulipotyphla; Soricidae
Gene: USP9X
Product: ubiquitin specific peptidase 9 X-linked
Exons: 46
Coding region: 467-8272 (2601 amino acids)
Biological process (GO): cell migration; protein deubiquitination
Cellular component (GO): cytosol; nucleus
Molecular function (GO): cysteine-type deubiquitinase activity; cysteine-type endopeptidase activity
Source: RefSeq, a predicted model, not a curated record
GCGGCUAGACGGGGAGCGGAGAUCGAGGCGGUGACCAGGGGAAGGUGAAGGCGCCUUUGGGGGAGGAGGAGCAGAAGGAGGUGACGCAGGAGAGACGCACCGCCCGGAGCCAGUCUGAGUGCCCCGCGCGAGCCCCUGCUCGAGGGGAGUAGGGGAAGAGGGCGGCCGUCGGCGUCCUGCAGCGGCGAGCCCGGCGGCUGCAGCCCCGCACCACUCUCGGGAGCCCGGCCGCCUCGGACGUACCCGGGACCGAGCCUCGCAGCCGUCCGCCUCCGCGCGCCCUGCUUCGAAGACGCCCGAGUCGUGUGGUUAUGCAAUGGUCUCUGCAGGAUGGUUUCUUCUUGAAUUGGAUCUUUUCAAGACUAACAAAUGCUGGUACUUCACCUUCAAUAAGUGGACUAUAAUUUCUUUUUUCAAGACUACUACAUAAGCAGACAAAAUUGCAAAGAUCUGCCCUGUAUCGAGUAUGACAGCCACGACUCGUGGCUCUCCAGUAGGGGGGAAUGACAACCAGGGCCAGGCUCCAGAUGGACAGUCUCAGCCCCCCCUUCAACAGAAUCAGACUUCAUCACCUGAUUCUUCAAAUGAAAAUUCCCCGGCAACUCCCCCAGACGAGCAAGGUCAGGGAGAUGCCCCACCACAGCUUGAAGAUGAGGAACCUGCAUUUCCACAUACUGACCUAGCAAAGUUGGAUGACAUGAUUAAUAGGCCUCGAUGGGUGGUUCCAGUUUUGCCGAAAGGGGAAUUAGAAGUGCUUUUAGAAGCUGCAAUCGAUCUUAGUAAAAAAGGCCUGGAUGUUAAAAGUGAAGCGUGUCAGCGAUUUUUUCGAGAUGGAUUAACAAUAUCAUUCACUAAGAUUCUCACAGAUGAGGCAGUGAGUGGCUGGAAGUUUGAAAUUCACAGGUGUAUUAUCAACAAUACUCAUCGCCUGGUGGAGCUAUGUGUGGCCAAGUUGUCCCAAGAUUGGUUUCCACUGCUAGAACUUCUCUCAAUGGCCUUAAAUCCUCAUUGCAAAUUUCAUAUCUACAAUGGUACUCGUCCAUGUGAAUCUGUUUCUUCCAAUGUUCAGUUGCCUGAAGAUGAACUCUUUGCUCGUUCUCCGGACCCUCGAUCACCAAAAGGUUGGCUAGUGGAUCUUCUAAAUAAGUUCGGCACUUUAAAUGGGUUCCAGAUACUGCAUGAUCGUUUCAUUAAUGGAUCAGCAUUAAAUGUUCAAAUAAUUGCAGCCCUUAUUAAACCAUUUGGACAGUGCUAUGAGUUUCUCACUCUUCAUACAGUGAAAAAGUACUUCCUUCCAGUAAUAGAAAUGGUUCCACAAUUUUUGGAAAACUUAACUGAUGAAGAAUUGAAAAAAGAAGCAAAGAAUGAAGCUAAAAAUGAUGCUCUUUCAAUGAUAAUUAAGUCAUUGAAGAAUUUAGCAUCAAGAGUUCCAGGACAAGAAGAAACUGUAAAAAAUUUAGAAAUAUUUAGGCUAAAAAUGAUACUCAGAUUGUUGCAGAUUUCUUCUUUCAAUGGGAAGAUGAAUGCAUUGAAUGAAGUUAAUAAGGUGAUAUCAAGUGUGUCAUAUUACACCCACCGGCAUGGUAACCCUGAGGAGGAAGAAUGGCUCACAGCUGAACGAAUGGCUGAAUGGAUACAGCAGAACAAUAUCUUAUCCAUAGUCUUGCGAGAUAGUCUUCAUCAGCCUCAAUAUGUAGAAAAGCUAGAGAAGAUUCUUCGUUUUGUCAUCAAAGAAAAAGCAUUGACCUUACAAGAUCUCGAUAAUAUCUGGGCAGCACAGGCGGGGAAGCAUGAAGCGAUUGUGAAGAAUGUACAUGAUCUUCUGGCAAAAUUGGCAUGGGAUUUUUCUCCUGAACAACUUGAUCAUCUUUUUGAUUGCUUUAAGGCCAGUUGGACAAAUGCAAGUAAAAAGCAACGUGAAAAGCUGCUGGAACUGAUACGUCGUCUUGCAGAAGAUGAUAAAGAUGGUGUGAUGGCACACAAAGUGUUGAAUCUGCUGUGGAAUCUGGCCCAUAGUGAUGAUGUUCCUGUUGACAUCAUGGACCUGGCACUCAGUGCCCACAUCAAAAUACUAGAUUAUAGUUGUUCCCAGGAUCGUGACACACAGAAGAUCCAGUGGAUAGAUCGUUUCAUUGAAGAACUUCGCACAAAUGACAAAUGGGUUAUACCUGCAUUGAAACAAAUUAGAGAAAUUUGUAGUUUAUUUGGUGAAGCACCACAAAAUUUAAGUUCUUCUCGUUUCAGUCAAACUCAGCGAAGUCCCCAUGUAUUUUAUCGCCAUGACUUAAUCAAUCAACUUCAGCACAAUCAUGCCCUAGUUACUUUGGUAGCAGAAAACCUUGCAACUUACAUGGAAAGCAUGAGACUGUAUGCUAGAGACCAUGAAGUUUAUGAUCCACAAACUGUGAGGCUGGGCAGUAGAUACAGUCAUGUUCAAGAAGUCCAAGAACGACUUAACUUCCUUAGAUUUUUACUGAAGGACGGCCAACUAUGGCUAUGUGCUCCUCAGGCCAAACAAAUAUGGAAAUGCUUAGCAGAGAAUGCAGUUUACCUUUGUGACCGGGAAGCCUGUUUUAAGUGGUAUUCAAAGUUAAUGGGGGAUGAGCCAGAUUUGGAUCCUGAUAUUAAUAAGGACUUCUUUGAAAGUAAUGUUCUUCAGCUUGAUCCUUCCCUCUUAACGGAAAAUGGAAUGAAAUGCUUUGAGCGAUUCUUCAAAGCUGUAAAUUGUCGAGAAGGAAAAUUAGUAGCAAAACGGAGAGCAUAUAUGAUGGACGAUUUGGAAUUAAUAGGAUUAGACUACCUUUGGAGGGUUGUGAUUCAGAGUAAUGAUGAUAUUGCCAGCAGAGCUAUAGAUCUCCUCAAAGAGAUAUAUACAAAUCUUGGACCAAGGCUGCAGGUCAAUCAGGUGGUGAUCCAUGAAGACUUCAUUCAGUCUUGCUUUGAUCGUUUGAAAGCCUCUUAUGACACACUGUGUGUUUUGGAUGGUGACAAAGACAGUAUUAACUGUGCAAGACAAGAAGCUGUUCGAAUGGUUCGAGUAUUAACUGUCUUAAGAGAAUAUAUAAAUGAAUGUGACAGUGAUUAUCAUGAGGAAAGAACAAUUCUACCUAUGUCAAGAGCUUUUCGUGGUAAACACCUCUCUUUUCUAGUUAGAUUCCCAAACCAGGGCAGACAGGUUGAUGACUUGGAUGUAUGGUCUCAUACCAAUGAUACAAUUGGUUCAGUACGAAGAUGUAUUCUCAAUCGUAUUAAAGCCAAUGUAGCUCAUACCAAAAUUGAGCUUUUUGUGGGUGGUGAAUUGAUAGAUCCUGCAGAUGAUAGAAAGUUGAUUGGACAAUUAAACUUAAAAGACAAAUCGCUAAUUACAGCCAAACUUACACAAAUAAGUUCCAAUAUGCCUUCAAGCCCUGAUAGUUCUUCUGAUUCCUCAACUGGAUCUCCUGGAAACCAUGGUAAUCAUUACAGUGAUGGCCCCAAUCCAGAAGUAGAAAGCUGUUUGCCCGGAGUGAUAAUGUCACAGCAUCCCAGAUACAUCUCUUUCCUUUGGCAAGUUGCAGAUUUGGGUAGCAGCCUAAAUAUGCCACCUCUUCGAGAUGGAGCAAGAGUACUUAUGAAACUCAUGCCACCAGAUAGCACAACAAUAGAAAAACUAAGAGCGAUUUGUUUAGAUCAUGCCAAACUUGGAGAAAGCAGCCUUAGUCCAUCUCUUGAUUCACUUUUCUUUGGCCCUUCAGCCUCACAAGUGCUAUAUCUAACAGAGGUUGUCUAUGCCUUGUUAAUGCCUGCUGGUGCACCUCUAGCUGAUGAGUCCUCUGAUUUUCAAUUUCACUUCUUGAAAAGUGGUGGCCUACCCCUUGUCCUGAGUAUGCUAACCAGAAAUAACUUUUUACCAAAUGCCGAUAUGGAAACUCGAAGGGGUGCCUACCUCAAUGCUCUCAAAAUAGCCAAAUUAUUGCUCACUGCUAUUGGCUAUGGCCAUGUUCGAGCUGUGGCAGAAGCUUGUCAGCCAGGUGUAGAAGGCGUGAAUUCUUUGACAUCGGUCACCCAAGUUACUCAUGAUCAAGCUGUGGUGCUACAAAAUGCCCUUCAGACCAUUCCUAAUCCAUCAUCUGAGUGUAUGCUUAGAAAUGUGUCAAUUCGCCUUGCUCAGCAAAUAUCUGAUGAGGCUUCAAAAUAUAUGCCAGAUAUAUGUGUAAUUAGAGCUAUACAGAAAAUUAUCUGGGCAUCAGGAUGUGGGGCAUUACAGCUUGUAUUUAGCCCAAAUGAAGAAAUCACUAAAAUUUAUGAGAAGACCAAUGCAGGCAAUGAACCAGACUUGGAAGAUGAGCAGGUUUGCUGUGAAGCAUUGGAAGUGAUGACAUUAUGUUUUGCCUUGAUUCCGACAGCCUUAGAUGCUCUUAGUAAAGAAAAAGCAUGGCAAACAUUCAUUAUUGAUUUGCUGUUGCACUGUCACAGCAAAACCGUUCGCCAGGUAGCCCAGGAGCAGUUCUUUUUAAUGUGUACCAGAUGUUGCAUGGGACACAGGCCUCUGCUAUUCUUCAUUACUCUGCUCUUUACCGUUUUGGGGAGUACAGCCAAAGAGAGAGCUAAACAUUCAGGCGACUACUUCACUCUUCUCAGACACCUUCUCAAUUAUGCUUACAAUAGUAAUAUUAAUAUGCCCAAUGCUGAAGUUCUUCUCAAUAAUGAAAUUGAUUGGCUUAAAAGAAUUAGGGAUGAUGUUAAAAGAACAGGUGAAACAGGUGUUGAAGAGACAAUCUUGGAAGGCCACCUUGGGGUAACAAAAGAGUUACUGGCCUUUCAAACUCCUGAGAAAAAGUAUCAUAUUGGUUGUGAAAAAGGAGGUGCUAAUCUCAUUAAAGAAUUGAUUGAUGAUUUCAUCUUCCCUGCAUCUAAUGUUUACCUACAGUAUAUGAGAAAUGGAGAACUGCCUGCAGAACAGGCCAUUCCUGUCUGUGGUUCACCAGCUACCAUUAAUGCUGGUUUUGAGUUACUUGUAGCAUUAGCUGUUGGCUGUGUGAGGAAUCUCAAACAGAUCGUAGAUUCUUUGACUGAAAUGUAUUAUAUUGGCACAGCAAUAACUACCUGUGAAGCACUUACUGAGUGGGAAUAUCUGCCUCCUGUUGGACCCCGCCCACCGAAGGGUUUUGUGGGUCUGAAAAAUGCUGGUGCUACUUGUUACAUGAAUUCUGUGAUACAGCAACUCUACAUGAUUCCAUCCAUCAGAAAUGGUAUUCUUGCAAUUGAGGGCACAGGUAGUGACGUUGAUGAUGAUAUGUCUGGGGAUGAGAAGCAAGACAGUGAGGGGUUACUCCUGGCUCUACACUCAGGAAUUACUCCUGGUGGUUCUCGGGGACCAAAUGGGAUGCUGGGGACAGAACCCGGGUCGGCCGUAUGCAAGAGCAAUGUUGAUCCCAGAGAUGAUGUGUUUGGUUAUCCUCAACAAUUUGAAGACAAACCAGCAUUAAGUAAAACAGAAGAUAGAAAAGAAUACAAUAUUGGAGUUCUAAGACACCUUCAGGUUAUUUUUGGACAUUUAGCUGCUUCUCGACUACAGUACUACGUGCCCAGAGGAUUUUGGAAACAGUUUAGGCUUUGGGGUGAGCCUGUUAAUCUGCGUGAGCAACAUGAUGCUUUAGAAUUCUUUAAUUCGUUGGUUGAUAGUUUAGAUGAAGCUUUGAAAGCCUUAGGGCAUCCAGCCAUGCUGAGUAAAGUCUUAGGAGGUUCGUUUGCUGAUCAAAAGAUUUGCCAAGGCUGCCCACACAGAUACGAGUGUGAAGAAUCUUUUACGACUUUGAAUGUGGACAUUCGAAAUCACCAAAAUCUUCUUGAUUCUUUGGAACAAUAUGUCAAAGGAGAUUUAUUAGAAGGUGCAAAUGCAUAUCAUUGUGAAAAAUGCAAUAAAAAGGUUGAUACUGUAAAGCGCUUGCUAAUUAAAAAAUUGCCUCCUGUUCUUGCUAUUCAACUUAAACGAUUCGAUUAUGACUGGGAAAGAGAAUGUGCAAUCAAGUUCAAUGAUUAUUUUGAAUUUCCUCGAGAGCUGGACAUGGAACCAUACACAGUUGCAGGUGUUGCAAAACUGGAAGGAGAUAAUGUAAACCCUGAGAGUCAGUUAAUACAACAGAACGAGCAGUCUGAAAGUGAGGCAGCAGGAAGCACAAAAUACAGACUUGUAGGUGUGCUCGUACACAGUGGUCAAGCAAGUGGAGGACAUUACUAUUCUUACAUUAUUCAAAGGAAUGGUGGAGAUGGUGAGAGAAAUCGCUGGUAUAAAUUUGAUGAUGGAGAUGUAACAGAGUGUAAAAUGGAUGAUGACGAAGAAAUGAAAAACCAGUGUUUUGGUGGAGAGUACAUGGGAGAAGUGUUUGAUCAUAUGAUGAAGCGUAUGUCCUAUAGACGUCAGAAAAGGUGGUGGAAUGCUUAUAUUCUUUUUUACGAAAGAUUGGACACAAUAGACCAAGGUGAUGAGUUGAUAAGGUACAUAUCAGAGCUUGCCGUCUCCACAAGACCCCAUCAGAUCACUAUGCCAUCAGCCAUUGAAAGAAGUGUACGAAAACAGAAUGUGCAGUUCAUGCAUAACCGAAUGCAAUAUAGUUUGGAAUAUUUUCAGUUUAUGAAAAAACUGCUAACAUGCAAUGGUGUAUACUUAAAUCCUCCUCCAGGACAGGAUCAUCUGUUGCCUGAAGCAGAAGAAAUCACCAUGAUAAGUAUUCAGCUUGCUGCUCGGUUCCUUUUUACCACAGGAUUUCAUACCAAGAAAAUAGUCCGUGGCUCUGCCAGUGAUUGGUAUGAUGCAUUAUGUAUCCUCCUUCGUCACAGCAAGAAUGUGCGUUUUUGGUUUGCACAUAAUGUCCUCUUUAAUGUUUCAAAUCGCUUUUCUGAAUACCUUCUGGAGUGCCCAAGUGCAGAAGUAAGGGGUGCAUUUGCAAAACUUAUAGUUUUUAUUGCACAUUUUUCCUUACAAGAUGGGCCAUGUCCUUCACCUUUUGCUUCUCCUGGACCUUCUAGUCAGGCUUAUGACAACUUAAGCCUGAGCGAUCACUUACUAAGAGCAGUACUAAAUCUUUUGAGAAGGGAAGUUUCUGAGCAUGGGCGUCAUUUACAGCAGUAUUUCAACCUGUUUGUAAUGUAUGCCAAUUUAGGGGUUGCAGAGAAGACACAGCUUCUAAAAUUGAGUGUUCCUGCUACCUUUAUGCUUGUGUCUUUAGAUGAAGGUCCAGGUCCUCCAAUCAAAUAUCAGUAUGCUGAAUUAGGCAAAUUAUACUCGGUAGUAUCACAGCUGAUCCGUUGUUGUAAUGUCUCAUCAAGAAUGCAGUCUUCAAUCAAUGGCAAUCCUCCUCUUCCCAAUCCUUUUGGUGAUGCAAACUUAUCACAACCUAUAAUGCCAAUUCAGCAGAAUGUGGCUGACAUUUUAUUUGUAAGAACAAGUUAUGUGAAGAAAAUUAUUGAAGACUGCAGUAACUCAGAGGAAACCAUCAAGUUGCUUCGUUUUUGCUGCUGGGAAAAUCCUCAGUUUUCAUCUACUGUCCUCAGUGAACUACUCUGGCAGGUUGCGUAUUCCUACACUUAUGAACUCCGGCCCUAUUUGGACCUGCUUCUGCAAAUCUUACUGAUCGAGGACUCUUGGCAGACUCACAGAAUCCACAAUGCACUUAAAGGGAUCCCAGAUGACCGAGAUGGACUAUUUGACACAAUCCAGCGCUCUAAGAAUCACUAUCAAAAAAGAGCGUACCAGUGUAUAAAAUGUAUGGUUGCUCUCUUCAGCAAUUGUCCUGUUGCUUACCAAAUUCUGCAGGGUAAUGGAGAUCUUAAAAGAAAGUGGACCUGGGCAGUGGAAUGGCUUGGAGAUGAACUUGAAAGACGACCAUACACUGGCAAUCCUCAGUACACUUAUAAUAAUUGGUCUCCUCCAGUACAAAGCAAUGAGACAUCAAAUGGUUAUUUUUUAGAGAGAUCACAUAGUGCAAGGAUGACACUUGCAAAAGCUUGCGAGCUCUGUCCUGAGGAGGUAAAAAAAAAAGGAAUGGAAGAGAACAAAGAACCAGAUGACCAAGAGGCCCCAGAUGAGCACGAAUCACCUCCACCUGAAGAUGCUCCAUUAUAUCCCCAUUCCCCUGGAUCUCAGUAUCAACAGAAUAACCAUGUGCAUGGACAGCCAUAUACUGGCCCAGCAGCACAUCACAUGAACAACCCUCAGAGAACUGGCCAACGAGCACAAGAAAAUUAUGAAGGCAGUGAAGAAGUGUCACCACCUCAGACAAAGGAUCAGUGAAAAUGCACAUCAUUAACUGGUUUCAUCAAGACUGUGCACCCAGGCCUUACUGUCCAACUUUUUCUGUGUCUGGCUAAUACUUAAAAUUAGAAAAACUAUUCCUAAUCAACACGGAGUAGUGGAGAGUUAUUCACUGUCUUACCUGCAGAAAUUUGCUGUCAAUAUAUAACCCGCCUGCAGUGGAAAGUGUAUAGUGUUUUGUAAUAAAUGGCCUGAUGCUAAUGUGUAAAUGGCAAAGGUGUAUAUAGUAUAUUAAUGUUUGACUGUUAAUUCUUAAGCAAGAACCUUUUUUCUUGAUGAGACACAGAUAUACAAAAACUACAAAAGUUAAUUUUCUUGUUAUACUCAGUGCACUCUGCAACCAGUGUUGCCUGCCUGAUGGCAGUUGAUCAACUCCUUUACAAAAACACAACAUAAACCAACAGUAACAAAUCAGAGCCCAUCCAUGUCACCACACCUAUAGUUUCAUGUUAAUUCUUUGCCACUGGAGUCAGUUUUACUAUGAGCAAUGUAAGGCUGGUAACCUUUAAAUUAUUUGAUGUGGAAAAUUGGUGAUGUAACAUUGUUUCUAGAUCUUUUUCAUUGACUUUUUAUUCUGAUAUUAGGUUAAUCACUUUGAAGCUGUAGUUAUGCUGUAACAUUUAGCAUGGCUUCACACCAAGUUAGUGUAGCCAAUGAGGAAAAAUUUCCAUAAUGACUUAUGGUUGUCCCAAUGUGACAGCUGUGUUGCUCGAGCUUUUCCUUCUUACACCUAGAAUUAAAAUUGAAAGCAAGGGGAGAGAUGAGAACAAGCAGUUACACAUCCAUUGCUCUUAUCUAAUGUCUGACAGUUGAAUCUCUGGGUGGGACAGUUUCAGCAAUGGGAAUUUUAAAAGGAAUACACAGAAAUUGGAGAUGCUAAUGCCCGAAGCAUAUUAGAAAGCUGUAUUUGGUGUUCUUGUUUUCUUUGGUAGUUUACUAGGUGAAUUUUCUAAAAUUUUCCUUCUGCUGGAUCCCAGUUCAUUGGAGGUGUCAGAAUCUCAAGGUCCUUGGGAGCACCACUGCACCAAGAUGUCUCUUGAGUUUCUGCUCAGUCACAAUUUUACUUGAAAGCAACAAUUGUCCUAGGUCCUUUUCAUUCCAAAAAAUGGUAACAGUCAAGCAGGAUCUAAUUCAAAUACCUACUGGUUAGUUGUAAUUGAGAUCAUCGUUGCAAAUUGAACACUUAAUUAAAGAUAAGGAACUCAUCAGUUAAUACUGUAUUUAAAAGACAUUGGUAAUUUGAACAUGUGUAAUUUUUUGGAACCUGUCUAGAAACCAAAUACUCCUGCAAACAGUCCAUCCUAUUCUUGGUUUUUAUUUUGCCGAAAUCACAAAUAGGAUUUGAUUUAAGAACUUUUUGUCCUGUGGUGUCUUUGUUUUGUUACCUUUUUGUCCUGUUGGGUUUUUUGGUUUUGUUUUUUUAAGGACUACAUACUAAACUUCUGUGCAUGGCAUGCCUAGGCAUGACAUACUGAAUUCAGGAGUUCAGUCACAUUGAGCUUUUUGUGCACAGAAAAGAUUUGACCUUUGGCCCUUUCUAAAGAUGUAGGGAAAAAACAGGAUGUUGACACUGUAAAAGUUUCCUAACAUAAUCUUGUACUUUUUGUAUGUUUUUAUAUACAUGUAUAUUUAAUGAGCACAAGCUUGGUUGUAUUUUUUACAAUUUAGUUAAUAGGAAAAUGUUUUGUCAAAAAGGCUAUAGUUGGAAUGAAAAGCAGAAGCAAAUUGAGAAUUGCAUUAUUUUGUGAUUAAAAGGGGCAGGUAUUUAAGGUAAAGCUUUGGGUAUCUUAUUUGCAGUCUGUGCUUCUAGGUUUUCUGCAAUAUAGGAAAAUUUGGCACCAGAUAGAUCCUGUUAUUAAGAAUAUUAAUCUGAAUUUGUUAAGUGUGAGCAAAAGUCCUACAGUGUUUGCAAUUCCAACUGAUAAUUGUAACUUUAAAAUUCCACAAGCUGCUUUUCCUCAACAGUGAGGAAAGCAACUUAACUUUAUUUGGACUUGUUGCUAUUGUGUUAAAAUCGCCUCUCCAUCUAAGAGGUGAUUUUAUAUUUUCUGCUCCUUAACAAAAGUAUAGAAUGUACUUAAUUUUUAAAAUUGUGGUUUUCCUAGACAUGAAAAACUUGACAUUUUAAAAGGCUGUGAAUUUUUCUUCUUGGAGGGAGAUCCCACCUUGGUUGCUUUGAAUCAACAAGUCCUCUUGUGCCCAGAGGACUUGCUAAUCAUUUUCCCCUCCAUUUGAGGAAGAGCGGUCUGUGUUGUGGCCUAGAACUGGGGAAAGUGAAGAGAGUUGUUUUUGUUUGUUUGUGCAAAUUAUUUUCUAUAUUUAACUCUUAAGCAAGCAUUAAUGUAUAAUCGGAAAUUUUAAAAUGCAUGUUAUUGUAAGAGCAACAUAGUGGUGAUUUUGAGGUCUUUUUCUGAACAUAAAUGGCACAUUUUAAACUUCAAGUCUUCAAAGUGCCUAAAUAUUAUUUAAUUCUCCCUCAACUGAUUUCUUGAGCCAUAUAUAUUUCCUAUUUUAAAUGUUGGUUGCAGAAUCAUUAGUUUUCCUUUCAAAGAAGUACCCCCCAGAAUUCUGAGUGGCAUGAUUCCUCUAUAGAAGACAGUAGAAUCUGUUAACAAAGACUGAAGAUAUUUUCAUUGUUAAUCUGUAUGAAACAAGGGCUUUUGCCCUGUUGGAUCUAAGUAUUUCAGUGCACAACUUGGUUUUAAAAACAAAAAAAAAAAAAACCAUAUUGCUGCUGUUUCUAAGCCCUCCACCAACCAAAAUUUCAUGUUCAGCAUUGUAGAGGCAGAUAUAAGAACCUAAUCAUUUGGAGUUUUUGUCAUUGAUUUUUCCCUUGAUAAUUUCCCAACCUUGUGUCUUCUAGCUGUUAUGUAUACAAAUUUAGAACUAUUAUUAAAAUGUUUUCUAUUUUUUUCAUG